Fraxinus pennsylvanica is the source of this 1047-nucleotide messenger RNA. The record is from the annotation of a GenBank genome assembly. NCBI's taxonomy places the organism in Eukaryota, Viridiplantae, Streptophyta, Magnoliopsida, Lamiales, Oleaceae.
AUGGGAUCCGCCGGAAAUUCAUCGGAUUCUGAAAUUAGAGAACAUCGUAUUCCCGAAGAAGCUGUAAAAAUACUGAAAUCUAUGGCACUAAAAUGGGACGAUAUUACUGAUGCAGAUGCGUUGCAGGUUGUUCCAUUGAAAGGAGCCAUGACUAACGAAGUUUAUCAAAUCAGGUGGCCUACGAAUUCUGACAAGGAAUCGCAGUACCGUUCGAGGAAAGUGGUGGUGAGGAUUUACGGUAAAGGGGUGGAUGUAUUCUUCGACAGAGAAAAUGAGAUUCGUACGUUUGAGUUCAUGUCGAAACAAGGACAGGGGCCGCGUUUGCUGGGGCGGUUUUCCAAUGGCCGUAUAGAAGAGUUCAUUCGUGCUCGGACACUUUCAGCAGCUGAUUUGCUUGAUUCAGAGAUAUCUGGCCUUAUAGCAACCAAAAUGAAGGAAUUCCAUGAUCUUCAAAUGCCUGGGCCCAAGUCUGUGUGCCUGUGGGAUAGAUUGCGCAAUUGGGUUAAAGAGGCUAAACGUUUGUCUACACCAGAAGAAGCCAAAGCUUUCUGCCUGGAUGUCAUGGAAGAUGAAAUAUCAGCACUUGAAAGUAAUCUCUCAAUUGGUCAUCAACACGUAGGAUUCUGCCACAAUGAUUUGCAAUAUGGUAACAUAAUGAUGGACGAAGACACCAGAUCAAUAACGAUAAUUGACUAUGAAUAUUCAAGUUACAAUCCUGUUGCUUUUGAUAUAGCAAAUCAUUUCUGUGAGAUGGCUGCUGACUAUCAUACAGAAACCCCUCAUGUUCUGGACUAUAGUAAAUAUCCAGGUUUUGAGGAGCGUCAAAGAUUUCUGCAUAUAUAUCUGAGUUGUUCAGGCACUCAACCUAGCGACUCAGAAGUGGAUCAGUUGGUUCAUGACGUGGAGAAGUACACUCUUGCAAGCCAUCUCUUUUGGGGCUUAUGGGGAAUAAUUUCGGGGCAUGUGAAUAAAAUUGAUUUUGACUACAUGGAUCCUACCACAAACGUUAUAGCUGACGGCAAGCGAAAGAGUACUGGACAUUGUUGA